ACCGGCAGACGGAAAAACAAGACUCGGCGUUUGGGAGGAGCACGAGCGAAGCUGCACUCACGCCACAGUCCUGACCCUUUGAGGGUUUUACCCACGGCCGCUUUCAGCCUCCCUCAGGCCGAGGCUAUGAGCGGAAGAGAGGCGUCCCUGGCCACGCCACCAUGCUGCUUCUGAGGAGCUGGGACGAGACUUUGGCUGGCAACACACCAGGUGAUCCUCUCCCACUCCUGCACUAUGCCUGUCUGCGGACGCUGCGGUUCCUCCCUGCCUCGAGGACCUGCUGGGGCCUGCUUCUACUCCAGCGUUGUCCGGGUGCAAGAACAGUUUCGGAGCCUGCAUCGUCUUCUGCCUCCAUCACUCAACCGCCGCACAAACACCUCACUCUGCCUGCCGCUCUUACUUCUGCUGCUCUGCCUUCUCCACCUACCCCCGGCCUCCUGCCACUCAAGGAGAGAAAAGAGUGGGGUAGGUGGGGGCGGCGGCGCCCACUACAUACCCAUCCCUCAGCCCCCUCCGCAUCACUUGGCUCUGCCCAACAUUUUACGGGGCCUCAGCAUUGCUGUCGUCCUAGUGGGCAACUCCAGCGAGGUGACGCUUGCGGGGGCCCGAGAGAAGGAGGACUUCAUCCACAUGGCGCCCAACGUGGAGGUGCUGACCAUGAAUGAGACGGACCCAAAGAGCAUCAUCAAGAGCAUCUGUGACCUGAUGACGGAGCACUGGCUGCAGGGCGUGGUGUUUGGUGAUGACACCGACCAAGAGGCCAUUGCUCAGAUCCUGGACUUCAUUUCCGCUCAAACCCAUAUUCCCAUCCUCGGAGUUCGUGGGGGCUCCUCCAUGAUCAUGGCUGCCAAGGACGACAACUCCAUGUUCUUUCAGUUUGGUCCCUCCAUCGAGCAGCAGGCUUCUGUCAUCCUCAACAUCAUGGAGGAGUACGACUGGUACAUCUUCUCCAUCGUCACCACCUACUACCCGGGCUAUCAGGACUUUGUCACCAAGAUCCGAAACACCAUCGAGAAUAGCUUUGUGGGCUGGGAACUAGAAGAAGUCCUUUUGCUGGACAUGUCUGUAGAUGAUGGAGAUUCCAAGAUCCAGAACCAGCUGAAGAAGCUCCAGAGUCCAGUGAUUCUCCUCUACUGCACUAAAGAGGAGGCCAACACCAUCUUUGAGGUGGCCCACUCUGUUGGGAUUACUGGUUAUGGCUUCACGUGGAUUGUUCCCUCGCUGGUAGCUGGAGACACGGAUGUGGUUCCUGCAGAGUUUCCCACAGGUCUGCUCUCGGUGUCCUACGACGAGUGGGACUACGGCAUAGAAGCCCGUGUUCGUGACGGUGUGGCGAUCAUCACUAUGGCAACUUCCACCAUGAUGAUGGACCGCGGACCUCACACGUUGCUGAAGUCCGAGUGCCACGGCGCACCGGAGAAGAAGACCCCCAUCUCAGGCAACCCCAAUGAAGUUCUCAGGUACCUGAUGAAUGUGACGUUUGAGGGGCGUAAUCUGUCGUUCAGUGAGGACGGAUACCAGAUGCACCCCAAGCUCGUUAUUCUCCUGCUCAAUAAGGACAGACAGUGGGACAGGGUGGGUAAGUGGGAGAACGGCUCCCUGUCCAUGAAGUACCACGUGUGGCCUCGCUCUGAGCUGUAUGGGGGGGCAGCAAACCGGGAGGAUGACCACCUGUCCAUCGUGACACUGGAGGAGGCUCCGUUCGUCAUCGUGGAGGACGUUGAUCCGCUCAGCGGGACCUGCAUGAGGAACACCGUACCUUGCCGGAAACAGAUCAAGUCAAUCAAUCAGACGAAGGAAUCGGGGAUCUACAUCAAGCGCUGCUGUAAGGGCUUCUGCAUCGACAUCCUGAAGAAGAUCGCCAAGUCGGUCAAGUUUACGUACGACCUUUACCUGGUCACUAAUGGAAAGCAUGGGAAGAAAAUCAAUGGGACCUGGAAUGGGUUGGUGGGAGAGGUGGUCUUCAAAAACGCCCACAUGGCUGUCGGAUCCUUGACCAUCAACGAGGAGAGGUCGGAAGUCAUCGACUUUUCUGUUCCUUUCAUCGAGACGGGAAUCAGCGUCAUGGUUUCUAGAAGUAAUGGCACAGUCUCGCCUUCAGCAUUCUUAGAGCCCUUUAGUGCAGAUGUGUGGGUGAUGAUGUUCGUGAUGCUGCUGCUGGUGUCGGCAGUGGCGGUGUUCGUGUUUGAGUACUUCAGCCCUGUGGGCUACAACCGCUGUCUGGCUGAUGGCAGAGAGCCUCACGGUCCGUCUUUCACCAUCGGUAAGGCCAUCUGGCUGUUGUGGGGUCUGGUGUUUAACAACUCCGUACCCGUUCAGAACCCUAAAGGCACCACCAGUAAAAUCAUGGUGUCGGUGUGGGCCUUCUUUGCUGUCAUCUUCCUGGCCUCCUACACUGCCAACCUGGCUGCUUUCAUGAUCCAGGAGGAAUACGUGGACCAGGUCACGGGUCUGUCUGACAAAAAGUUCCAAAGCCCCAACGAUUUCUCACCUCCGUUUCGGUUUGGUACGGUCCCCAAUGGGAGCACCGAGAGAAACAUCAGGAACAACUAUCCAGAAAUGCACUCCUACAUGACAAAGUUUCAUCAAAGGAACGUCACCGACGCUCUGCAGAGUCUGAAGGCUGGGAAAUUAGAUGCCUUCAUUUACGAUGCAGCUGUUCUGAACUACAUGGCCGGCAGGGACGAGGGUUGUAAGCUGGUGACCAUUGGCAGCGGCUACAUCUUUGCCACCACCGGCUACGGUAUAGCCAUCCAGAAGGAGUCGCUCUGGAAGAGACAUGUGGACCUGGCCAUCCUGCAGCUUUUUGGAGAUGGGGAGAUGGAGGAGCUGGAGUCCCUGUGGUUGACAGGAAUCUGCCACCACGAGAAGAACGAGGUGAUGUCCAGCCAGCUGGACGUGGACAACAUGGCUGGUGUCUUCUACAUGCUGGGAGCUGCCAUGGCCCUUUCGCUCAUCACCUUCGUCUGCGAGCACUGGUUCUACUGGCAGCUGCGCUUCUGCUUCAUGGGCGUCUGCUCCGGCCAACCCGGCUUCGUCUUCACAGUCAGCAGGGGGAUCUACAGCUGUAUUCAUGGAGUUCAGAUUGAGGAGAAGAGCAGCUCUGCGCUGAACUCACCAUCAGCCACCAUGAACAACACCCAUUCCAACAUAAUGCGCCUCUUACGCACGGCCAAGAACAUGGCCUCCCUGUCGGGGGUGAACGGCUCACCGCACAGUGCUCUGGACUUCAUCCGCCGUGAAUCUUCUGUUUACGACAUCUCUGAGCACCGCCGCAGCCUGGCCGGCCACUCGGACUGCAAGGCUCCGUACAUGCCCGAAGACAACAUGUUUAGUGACUACAUCAGUGAGGUGGAGAGGACGUUUGGUAACAUUCACCUAAAGGACAGUAAUUUGUACCAGGACCACUACCUGCACCACCACGGCUCAACACUAGGGCUCAGCGGCCCUCCUCCCAACAGGCCCCACAGUUUGGACAGUGCUAGUUCUUUGGAGGGUGGCAUGUUUGACUGCGAUAGCCUUGGAGGAGGGGUGGCGCCAAUCUUUACCACCCAGCCCUGUUCAGCGCUGACCCACAGAAACAUGAGCAAGUUUGACCUCCUGUCCGGUCAGACUCCUCCAUCAGGCCAGAGCUUUAAAGGAGGUUUGCCGGAUCUAUACGGAAAGUUCUCUUUCAAGGGAGGCGCCUCCAGUUCCACCUACAUCCCUGGACCCAGUUACUGUGGAGGGAGAGGAGAGGAAGAUGGGAAUGUACGUUCAGACGUCUCCGACAUUUCCACGCACACGGUAACUUACGGGAACCUGGAGGGUAAUGCCAAGAAGCGCAAACAAUACCGCGAUAGUUUAAAAAAGAGACCAGCCUCUGCAAAGUCCAGACGGGAGCUGGACGAGAUUGAGCUGGGCUACAGGAGGAAGCCGUACCACAUCAGCCAUCACCACUACCACAGCCAGCGCUCUGCCUCCCCGCCGCUGUUACCCUCUGGAAGCAAGAGAGGCGGCGGAGGAGGUGGAGGAGGUAACAACAAUGGGAACUCGUAUCUUUUCAGAGAAAAGGAGAGUGUGAGGGACUUCUAUUUGGACCAGUUUCGUCCCAAAGAGGGUGUCCCUCAGUGGGAGCAUGUGGACUUGACAGAGGGCCCAGGAAAUAGAGAUGGAGCAGUAUCAACCUGCACUUCCCUCGUACCGGUGGAUGAUUUUCUUAAGAUCAAACCCAAAAAGUCUGAUUCAAAGAGCGCUGGAGGGUCUGGGCUUGCAGGAGGAGAGUGGGAAUGCAGAAACUGUCACGCUAGCGGGAGCAAGCAGAUGUCCAUGCAUGGUGGGUAUGCUAGUGGUGUGAGCUGUGGGUCCUCCGGAGGCAACAGUCGACCCAGCUCUGCAACUUGCAUGCGCUGCGAAGGCUGUAAAAAGACAGGAAACCUGUAUGACAUCAGCGAGGACAACAACCACUCUUUGGAACAAAUGGGGGGAGGGAAAGGAGGAGGAGGAGUGGGAGGAAUGGUCACAGGCCCUCAGUCUCAAUCUCAGGUCCAGCAGAGGAGGAAAAGCGGAGGAUUCGGCAAGCAACUGAGGCGGCAGCAUUCCUACGACACAUUCGUUGAUCUUCAGAAGGAAGAAUCGGGUGGGAUGGGAAGUUUGAUGGGAGGUUUGGGAGGAGGUGGAGGGAUGAGUGGGGCAGGUUUGCCAGGAAUGCUACCCCCACCCAGGAGUGUAAGCUUGAAGGAGAAAGAACGCUACAUGGAGGGCAACAGCCCCUUUGCACACAUAUUUGAGCGUCACGGGGGCUCGGAGCGAGAAAGGGAAAGGGACAGAGACCCGUUGUUUUAUGGAGGCGAGAGCCAGAAAGGACCUGGCUCACAGUUUGGCCUAUUCAGAGGGGGCGAAGGCCUCCACCGCCGCUCCAUCGGAGAAAGAGACAUGAGAGACAGAUCUUUGAUGGAAGGAGGGGGUGGGGCAGCAUUCUCUUUAUCCAAAUCUCUUUACCCGGACCGGGUGAACCAAAACCCCUUUAUACCCACCUUUGGGGACGACCAGUGUCUGAUGCAUGGAGCCAAACAGUAUUAUAUGACAAAGCAACAACAGCAGCAACAAGUUGCCACAAACAGCCGAAGUGACUUCAGGGGUCAGAUGAGUGCGCCAUCGUAUCUGCCAGCGUCUGUGACGGCCGGGGUGAUGACUAGCGCGUCCCCCCGAUUCCCAAAAGAGCUCAGCCUGGGUGGGAUGAACCAUCACGGCUCCAUGUUGGGGGUCGGCCCCCCACGUCCCUUCAACGGAAGCAAUGGUCAUGUGUACGAAAAACUUUCCAGCAUUGAAUCGGACGUGUGAAUGACUAUGGGAGGAGGAGGAGAGCAAUAGAGACGUUGGGAGAUCAGGGCUAAUUCUUUAAACACUGUAGACACAAAGUGGCCCAAGUUCACCGUGAGACAGGAAGUCGAGGGGGGAAGGACUGGAGGGUCGUGGUUAAUAGUGCGGGAAAGUACGAGUCAAAAUCAGGACAUCUUGAGGGGGUUUGUGAUGCUAUCCCUCUCUCAAAAAUGGCCAAAGCUGCUCUACUUUUACGUCCACACACAGCCAGUAAACAUCUCCCUCAACAAUCCAAACGCCACCAACUCCCCUCCUCUCGUCCACCAGUGUGUUAAAGUCACCCGGUGAUGACGCAACACCUCAUCUGAGUUUGUGGCUUGACUGGGACCCUGGGAUGGCAUUCCGAGGGUUCCCUGCUAGGAACAAAGACCAGAGCGAACUGCCUAUCAGCCCCCGUGUCACGGCAGGAAGGAGACAUGGCUACACUCCCCAAACUUGGACAUCUCUCCUCGCCCAUGCCUCCUCCUCCUCCCUGACACCUUAAAAAGCUGUUUGUUAUGAGAAAUACAAUCAUGAAUGAUAAUAAGAUAUUCUUAUAGAAAAACAGGGUAUAAGAACAACAAUAGCGUGAAUAACAAAGACGUAUAUGCUGAUUAUUAUGGUACUACCACGUAUGACAUCACCAAGUUUUUCUCGUUUUUUUAUUCUGUUGGUAAAAUAUUUGACUACUUUCUAAGUAUCUGUAGAUGUGUUCUUGUCUGCUAGUUUCAGCAGCAGGAAGUUUGUUCUUGUUAAGCCAGAAAGACUCUUUUCUGUGGAACAGUUUACUCCAUUUUCACUCAUCUUUUUGCUUCUUUUCGAACGAAAACUGGAUCUCAAAGAAACUUUUGGAGCUGGGAGAUCCUUAAUGUUUCAGGACAACACAAAUCAAGCGCGCACAAUACUUUAAACGUUGUUUUUUUUUUUUUUUUGUCAUUCCGAACUUGUGUUACUGUGAACAACAGAAGCUGAAGCUGCUGAGAGGAAGGACGUGCCUUAGUGGUCUCCAGUGGAAGUGUCCUCCAGUUCACAAGCAGCAGCGCCAGGAUGGACUGCUCGGGGUUCCCAUCAUUUAUGAGCCAAAACCGCAGUAAGCACUGGCUGCUGCCGAUGGUUUCAAUACCAGAUGCUGUUUGAGAUCUUUUAUAUCUUCAUAGGAAUAUUUUACACGUCGGGUACGCGUGUUCAGGAUGUCCCACUGUUACUGAUGACACUGAUGGAAGCCUUGUUUCCUUCAACAACACACAUCAGCACUCAUGAUAUCAGCCUCUCUUCAGUGUGGGAAUGAAAGCAUUACUUACUUUUUGACAUUAUGAAGCAGGAAAAGCGUUGCGAAGGACAGUAGAAGCUGAUCCAGGGAGGCCUCCCGAACACAAGCCGAGGCCUUGGCCAGGUGACUACCUUGUGAGAGGGUUUUUUUUACUCGCUCUGAUGUAGAUAGUCGGUUUAACUGAGGAGGCCUCUUUUAUUGCACAGGACUUUUGACUCGCUGUAGGUUCAGUCACUCAGUAGACAUGCCUUAUCGCCCCAUCACCUCUUUGCUCCUGUUCCGCUGGCUGAUGAUGAAUCAUCGUGUACAGACAGGGCCUCUAUUAGUGAUCUGAAGGUUUAAUAAUCUGUGGUCGUUGGUGUCACAAGUUCAAGGGCUGUUGUACAGGAGUGCUGAGCACAGAAAAGACCUGCUAGAAAGUGUGGGAAAUUAUCUUUAUCCUCGACAUAAUGUAAACACACGAUACUAAAACUAGUUUAUCACUGGCCUGCAACUAUUGACGACUAAUUAGACAGAAAAUGGCAUAAAAUGUGCAAAAAGAUGUAGUUGGAAUCGUAUUGAGUUUGUAAGAAUGACACUUUAAAAAAUGGUUUAACUGAUUCUCAUGUCUAACGCUAUUGGCUAACACUUAACAUGAAAUUGCAUGGGACUCUACUGGGCGGGGGAAGGGCUUAGCACAAGACAAAAGAUGUGUGGGCAUCUCUUUUACAGAUUUCAGCAAAAUUAUACAUAAUGCCCAAAAGGGGGAAAACUCCAGAUUGCAGCUUCAACUACAUGACUGGAUUAGAAACAUACACAAGCAAUACUUUUGACGUUGUAUUCACAUUUAAGAGGACUCUUUCAUCUUAUAGCUGAAAUGGCCAACCUGAAAAACAAGCUAGCUUUUAAACAAAGACACGGUCACGGAACACUAACCGUUCCUGUCGACUAUCACCGAAAGCCACAUCCACCUGAUACCGGAACCCGCUUUGCCACAGUAAACGAGAGCAAUAAACACCAGUCACCGUUUUCUAGGUCCAAACAAGUUUCGUUAUCCGUGACUUUAAUCAGUGUUUAUCUUUUUGGGACUCUGGUAGUUUGUCCUAAAGCUGAAGUGGUAGCAGCCGGCUGUUUCUCCUUUUCUGCUGUUAUUGAGCGGAGAACCUCUCACACCAGUUCUGUUGAACACCACUGGUGUGAGAGUGUGUGUGAUGAGUAAAGUGCAGUGGUUUGGCGAGACUGACAACCGGAUGGUCAUAUUGUUGGUUUUGUAUCGAGCCGUAUUAUUGGCGUAGGUUUGCAGACAAAUGCGAGAAAACCCCUAUUUUUUUUUCGUUUUUAUUUUUAUAUCGUCACAGAAUGUUAAAAUGUUGUUAAAAGGCUUAAAAUAUUAUGCUAGCUUGUUUUGCAGAUUAACCAUUGUAGCUUUAUUUAAACUGAGUGUGAAAGUGUCAAAUAGAUUUUGAACAUGGUGCACACAUUCUCAUUGGUUGUUGGUCUCCUAAAGCCCACCUCCAGUACCUUCAGUUCUAUAGAGUCCAAGUCACUUCCGCACCAUGGGUCCCCUGAAGAACGAAAAAAUGAAUGCAAGUUAGCAGGGCUAAAAACGCUGUUUUCCAAUCCGCUUUGCCUUAUGUUUAUGUUUAACAUUUAGCAGACGCUUUUAUCCAAAGCGACUUACAAUUUAUAACCUAUAGGGCAUGUUGUGAUCUGUGGGGGAAACCGGAGUGCCCGGAAGAAACCCACGCAUGCAUGGGGAGAACACGCAACUCCACGCAGAAAGGCUGCAGCCGGGUUUCGAACCUGCGACCCUCGUGCUGCGAGGCAACAGUGUUAACCACUGCGCCACCGUGCAGUCCAGCCUUACGCCCUGGAUCACACACAUGUUGUAUUGCUAUUUAAAUGAAAAGUAAUGAUGGGUGUUUCGACCACGCCAGUCAAGUACUUUGAGAUUUAUUAGCUUGUAAAUGUUCGUAAUUAGCAUGACGACAAACUAGAAAUUGGUAUGUCGCAUUCGUGACGUCACCACAUAAUCUUCUCUCCCCAAAGUAGCUGCUUCUUACCAAAAGACCAUGAUGUGGAAGUGACUUGGGCUUCCUAUUGGUAGCCUAACCUUUCUGCCAUUUUUCCUCUGCUUUUCUUUGUUUCUGGUUCGAUGCCGUCGUUUUGGUGAUGCGCAUUUGUAGACCUGGACGUAUUUUUCACACAAAACCUAAAAUAACUUUUGCUCCCAUUUGAAAAUAAGUGUGUGCUUGGCAUCAAAAUGCAUCUUUAAAAUUCAUGGACAUCAUAUGUGAAAUCCAUGGCACGUAACAAAUAAGAUUGGAAAAUAGCGUUUUUAGCCCCAUUGACUUGCAUUCAUUUAUCCGUUCUUCCGGGGACCCGUGGUGCAGAAGUAAAUGUGCGUGACUUAGGCUUCAUUCUUUGGAAAAAACAGUCAAAUGAAACCAAGAAUAGUGGAUCAACAAUAGAAAUCAGGAGCAGAGCGGCGCCAAACCAAUCAUGGCCGACUAAUGGAAAAUCCCAAAUCCAAAACAAACAUUUGGAGGCAUUUUGAAAACCGUUUGUCACCAACAGUUGUGGCCAGUGAGAUGCUGAAUUAUGUUGUGUUUGUGGGCAGAAGCUCAUUAAUUUUUAAAAAUCUGUUUAUUUUUCUCUAAUUGUUCGUGAAAUAAGCAGCCUGUUCUGAGCUCCAUAAAUACAAAGACUGAUCGAGUUAGCCUUAAAUCUGAUUCACACUCUCUCUCUUUUUUCUCUUUCCUACACACACACACACACACACACACACACACCCAUCACAAUCCUAAUAAAUAACUUGGGAUCUCUGGAAUUUUUUUAUACAAAAACACAUUGAAAGUUCAGGUGAAACAUUGAGAACAAGGAGUUUUCAUAAGGAGGCUCCGAUUAGGAAAAUGAGUCUGGAAAGACUUUAGCGUGGGCAUCAAUCCGUGUCACCAUUAAAUAUGUUUCAGUCUUUUAUCUUGUAAAUAAUCUAUUUAAACAACAAAAAACUUUUCACUGUACAGUAAACAGACAGACAAGGAUGUAACUUUCAAUAUGUUUUACAACAAUUUAAGAAAUAAACAAAAUUAUGAUAAAAACUCGUAAAACAAAAAACACAAAAAUAUGCAAACUAUAGUUAAGACAACUAUUACUAAUCAAAGUGAUAUAAUUGAACUUUGUUUUCUUUAAAUCCAUGUUUACUUAAUUAUAAUAGUUUUACCAAUCAGUAUAUACAGAUUAUGUUAAGAAUUCUGCUUUUUUCCCCUUAAUUUCGAUAAAUUGUUGGAAAUUAAGGGAAAAUUACCGUAGGUGUAGACGUUUGGUGAUUAAUCAGGGACGUUUUAGUUUUAGGAGCUUUGGUUAAGUUUCCUCUGGGAUUGUGUUAGAUCCUCUCUUUUUAAGGUAAGCUACAUCUCCAUGCUUUUCUGAGAUAGAUUUGAUUAUCUACACAUAUGUGAUACAAUAUUACAUGUAUACAGAGGUGGUAUUUGCAUAUAGAGGCAGUAUGUUGUGGUCCUUCAUUUUUAUUUCAAGCAGCCGUUCUUGUGUUUUCGUGUUGCCCGUAUUUUUUGGGAUUUGGGCUCCAAACGGUAAUUGCACACAGAAUUUAGAGCCAUCGUCGGCCCGGCCUAUCCUGCUCCUCUCUACAUCUGGGAUAGACAUCACUGUGGUAAAAGGAAGGUACACGCUCAGAAACACCGGACAUUUCUCGGUGUGCCAGCUGCUGAGGAUUUCAGCACAAACAUGGUGGAGAACCGUAGUUUCCUCUCACUGAGGCUGAAAUGCAUUUGUGCAACCCCUUAUUAGAAGACGAAACAUUUGUUCUCUCAUUUUAAAGCAGAUUUCUGCUGCAGAAACAAACUGUUGUUGCUUUCAUUGAACUGUGUUGUUAAACUGUGAUUUGACCGCUGACAAAAUGCUUUGGAUUCUGGUUUAUUUUUGUUUUUCAGCUCUGUAUGUGUCUGUGCAGGACAGAAAAGAUCUUUUUAUUAUUUUUUGUGCACAUAUGCAGUCUGAAAUCCUUUCAUGACCCUUAGAUUUUGCUCGGUACUAAUUCCAAUAAGUUUCUGUCAUCCCCCCUCCCCCGCCGUCACCCGCUCAUUUUUCGCUCCUGAACUGCUUUGAUAGAAACAUGGAAAAUACAUCAGUGUACAUAAACUUUAAUUUAUUUACUAAUUAAUUCAACAUAUUUGCAAUAAACAACCAUAACAAACAGGUGAAGUUCAUAUUAUACUCUUGGUGUGUUAUAUUUCACUUCCUGUUCCUGUGUCUUUGGUCAUCGGAGGACUAGCUGGAGCUGUGAAGCAGAGGUGCACCUGGCACUGUUAAAUCCUGGUAGCUUCAGGUCUUCAUGCCUGCAGCUGUUCUGCGGCGUUCAUGCUCAGGUUUGGCCAUGAAGCAGAUUCAGCCAGACUCAUCAUGAGCCUUUAGUCCCCUUGAAGCCAAAUGCCGCAACACAUUUGUUCAUGCGGCGUUCGAAUAAUGGUCAGAAAACGACAACAAUUCCAUAAUAAUAAAUAACAGCAUGACUGUGGAAGUUCCAACUUGUUGACAAUCCACACAGGUCUGGUCAGGACAGAAAGACGAACCGUUUUAAGAACCGUAACUAGUGAGCGGUUGGCUUCCUUUGUUAACCAGAGAGAAUCUUAAUCAGAAAGUCUUUUUUUCAACACAAACCUCCACAAAAUACACUCCUACGGUGCAAAUAUAUGACUGUGAUAAUUUUUUUUUGUUUCUUUAUUUCAGCACAGUCAUGACUUUAUCCCAGCGUAGAGCAGCUUCCAGACCCUGUGCAUGCAACUGCACCAAACUACCAGUACAAAGAACAGUCAGUGUGCAUCACAUUUCCCUUUUUGCACCAGCAGGGGUGAAAUUUCCAGUGCCCCAACACCAUUCAAUUCAGCCACGCUGAUUGGCUCCCUAGCAACCAUUCAAUUUGGGAAUUUAAUUGAACUUCUACGGCUCUUUGAUGGUUAAAUUGGGGGAAAAUCACUGCUGAAUGUGUCAAAUGAUGGGAAUGUUGUGUAAAGAUUUCAGAUUGCAUGUAGGAACAGUACUAAGUACAAUUGGCACACUGAUAAUAAAAUAUGUAAAAAUAUAUACACCUAUGUAUUUUCUCCUCUCCACAUCUGAGAGUGGCACCCCAGUGCCCCCUCUGGACAAGCCACUGCUCACAAACACUGUGUCCCUUUUUUGAUGGCCUGAACGCGCUAACGGAGCAAAAACAUCACGAUUGAGAAGGUUUUAUUCUAAUUUUCUCUUAGCAAUAUUACCUAAACAACACCAUGGCACCGGGGGUCACGCUGGCUUGUUUUAAUAUUUUUUUUCCCUUUGAGAUAAAAGCGUAGAAGCUUAGAUGUUUCUUGUCUUGCUUGAUGGACAUGAGCUUUGACCUUGUGGACAGGAAGAUCUGAACUGUGAUAUCACCUCUCUGAUGUGAUUUUGUGUGUGUGUGUGUGUGUGUGUGUGUGUGUGUGUGUGUGUGUGUGUGUGUGUGUGUGUGUGUGUGUGUGUGUGAGGAGGGGAGGUAUUUUCAAAUGUGUUUCUGAGUAAGCUAUUUAUAAUUACUACCAACUGGAGAUGACUGAAGUUCAUACAGUUUUAAUGAAUUCAAAAUUCACUUUUUUAAUUGCUAAUUAAAAUGUCGUAUGAACACAUUAGCCCACCACCGAGUUGGUUCAGUCCAGCUCAGUCACAAUAGAUCUAGAAAAAAAACGCCCCCUAGUGGCUGGUUGCCAUACACGUUUUCAUCCCUGCCCACUCUGUGUAGACCAAUGAGACUUUGCCCUGACUUAACUAUAAAAAUAUUGUUACAUCUUCUUUACUUGUAUAGGUCUUACCGUGCUGAAUGUACAGAUAUUUUUUGUCACAUAUUUAGUUGUGAAUAGUUAUCUGAUGCUUAAAAACCUACCAUGAUAAUGUGUGGGUCAGUCGUGCUCAAACCCAAUAAUACAACAUGGCAGUGACUGUAAAUGGCAUAGACAUGAUUACGUAGACAUGCCAUUGAGCAAUGGAGAGCGUAACAGCUUCGCCGCCAUAUUGAAUGGGUCCCUCACUAGCUAAAGCAGAGUUAGCAACUGAGCCCAAGUUUUUGUGUGGCCUACGGUUGCAACAACUUUUGAAAACGGAUCACGUGGGAUUAUUAUUGACUUUUCUAGCCCACCAUUUAAAUUUUAAUUUAUUUUCUUUUAUUAUAGUUAUAUUUUAACUAUCAUGCCACAUGUAUGAUUUUGUGAAAAUGCUUGAAAAAGCUUGAUAAAAUAAAAUAAAAAGCUUGAUAAAAUGCAUUUUUUGUUGGACAAAGACCUUCCUCAGCAGACAUAAAUGCACUGGGGGUGAAUGGAGACCCAUCCAAGAUGGUGGCCCGCUGCUAUGCUAGCUGUGAUUGGCAUCGCCGGUCCACGUCACGUCUGCGUAUUUGCUGUCUGUGGUGAAUGGGACAGAAGAAGGCUGAGUCUAGUCAUUUAAGUCAAACUGGAGUUUUGGUUUCUUCCUGUUGAUAGCUGCUAAAGUCAGCAUUUUGUGGCUGAAAUGACAACUUCUCAUAAAUCAGACUGACCUAAAGUGAAGAUUUUAUCAUUGUAGUUGUAGCUGUCAAAAGCUCUCAUUGAACUUUUACAGAAACUUGGCCAUAUCUUAUGUCUAGUCAUUGGCUGCACAUUUAACCGAGCUAAACCAACAACCCACCAGCUAUAAAAUACUUUGAACAAAUAGAAUAGACAUUAUUAUUAUUAGAUUUUGAGAUGAGGUCUUUAUCUUUAUGAACCUCUGUGAAAUUUCUAACCUUGAAGAAGUUUUAAGACAACGUUAACAAAUUUUGUUCGUGGCUUUGUUCGAAUUAUUUGUUAACUCAUUGGUUCUCCUGAUGGAUGUAAAAGCUAUUUCUCUGAGCAGAAGCUGUUCAGGAAGCUAUCUAAAAUGAGUUCUAUAGUAAUAAUUUAUAACUUUUACACAGAAACACACAUUAAAAGUGGCAGAAAAUAUUUUUAAACCGUCCUUUCACUGUCCCUGUCCCUUUUUCUUACAGAGCUACGUCUUUGUGUGUGUUUUAUCUACUGAUAAUGCUUCAUAUUGAUGCAAACUCAAUUUUCUAUGAAACAGUGUACAGUUUUGUUUGUUCAUUUGGCUGUUUUCCAUCCUCGUCACUCGUAAGAACCGACUGCUGUAACAUAAGGGGUUGCUACUAAAUGUAUUUCACAAGUUUGACAAAUUUUCUCUGAAGCUACACAAUCUGAUAAAAUGACCUGUGGGUGACAAAAAUGUAAGAUAGAACUAAUAUCACUUGUAUACAUAAUCAUAUACAGAAUAUUAUUCUUGGCCAUUGUUUUUUCUCUUCUCGUGGCCCUUUUUCUUUAAAAAUAAUGCCAAACUUUUUACACCAUACGAACAGAAAAAAAACUAAUAACUGUACAGGUUGUGUAUAUACUGAACACAGGGGGAAAUAUUUACCUUCACCUUCUUUUUCUAUCAAAAUGAGCUCAAGUAAUCUCAGUAACAAAUUUAACCAUGUCAUGACAAAAUUGCAAAAAAUAAUUUAAAAAAUCUUUAAGGUUAUUCUAAUAAGGAUAAUGUCGAUAUCUACCAUUAUAAGUGCUGAAAUAAGACUAUUCUUUCUCUUUGUACAUGAUGAACAAAAUGACGUGUUGAGUAUUAAUAAUAAAAGGUAUAAAUUUCA
Molecule: messenger RNA, 14267 nt
Organism: Nothobranchius furzeri (turquoise killifish)
Lineage: Eukaryota; Metazoa; Chordata; Actinopteri; Cyprinodontiformes; Nothobranchiidae
Gene: grin2ba
Product: glutamate receptor, ionotropic, N-methyl D-aspartate 2B, genome duplicate a
Biological process (GO): long-term synaptic potentiation; monoatomic ion transport; excitatory postsynaptic potential
Cellular component (GO): NMDA selective glutamate receptor complex; plasma membrane
Molecular function (GO): NMDA glutamate receptor activity
Source: RefSeq, a predicted model, not a curated record